Messenger RNA from Megachile rotundata (alfalfa leafcutting bee), 1123 nucleotides. RefSeq lists its product as uncharacterized. The record is from RefSeq and is a predicted model, not a curated record. NCBI's taxonomy places the organism in Eukaryota, Metazoa, Arthropoda, Insecta, Hymenoptera, Megachilidae.
CGCUAAUCUUGCGGGUAGUUCCGAUGUCGAAAGGGGGAGAAUCAGAAAACAAGAAAACAAGCCACUGACACCACUGCGAUGUAUCCACAUACGUGUACGCGUGUUUACGUAUACAUGUAUGUAUAUAUAUUUAUAUGCACACAUACAUACAUAUACGUGUACGUGCGUGGGCGCCUGAGGAUGCGUUCUGUGUGCUCCGUGCGUAUGUGUGUGUGUGUGUGCGUGUACGUGUAUGUGUGUGUGUGUGAGAUGUGUGCACGCGCACCCUUGUAUAUUAUAUUAUAUGUGUGUAUAUAUAAAUAUAUAUAUAUACUUGUAUUUCUUUCUUUCUUUUCUUUCUUUUUUUUUUACGUAUAUGUAUAUCGUUAUAAUAUCAAACUGGAAUCCAUGGGAUCGUACGCGGGCGAAACGCGGUCCCCGAGCACCGGGCAAAAAAACUAUUCCGUGUUGAACGCGCGUGUGUCCCGCUUCCUUAACCUACUCGACUGUACCACCGACGACGACGACGACGACGACGGCGACGACGGCGAUGAGGACGACCGAGUGUUCCGACGACCAUACCACUGCUCUGCAGCAAUCAAUACGCAACAAUGGACCGGGACCAAUAAGCUCGGAGCUUUUCCUGACGUAGACGCACGCUCCCUCGCUACACUUCAUCCCCCACCAGUUCCCUCUGCCCCCCCUCUCGAGCUUUCGUUGCGGAGCUUAACGACAGAGGACGCUACGGGCGAUCCGACGUUGCGCCAAAACAGAUCUAACCCUUGUUGGAUCAACUUGCGAUUCGACUACUUAUUAUUGCUGCGGCACUUUUCGCUCCUGGCGUUUCGUCCGAUACGUAUUUGCGUCGUUUAACGCUCGCCGAUUUAUUCGAACAGAAAUUGUCGUUACGCGUGAACGAGCCGAGUUUGCCGAAGGGAAAUUUCCUUGUAUUUUUGUUGGCUCGUAUAUACAGGGUGCUCUACAAAACUGGGACAGCUUAUGGCUACUGAAUCGUAGACGAUAGAAACACUGUCGUUAGGCGAAGUAACGAGCGUCAGAAGUGGGGCUUUACUCUCAAUAGAAACGUAUAUUCUUUUUUAAAACUCGAUUCUCGUGUUCUUUAUAGAAAAAGUAUUAAAGAAGU